This is a messenger RNA of Opisthorchis viverrini, 876 nucleotides long. RefSeq lists its product as hypothetical. The transcript is spliced from 5 exons. Bases 1 to 876 code for a protein of 291 amino acids. The record is from RefSeq and is a predicted model, not a curated record. NCBI's taxonomy places the organism in Eukaryota, Metazoa, Platyhelminthes, Trematoda, Opisthorchiida, Opisthorchiidae.
AUGUGGAAAAGCUGGUUGUUACCCAACAAGGUGAAUGAUUCAGCACAGUCCGCGUCUUUGACCAAGAACACGUGUAUUCGGUCAGACGUACUGAGACUAGUCACAGUACGGCGAACAUAUGCGUCGGUUACACACAUUUUGACCGACCAUGGGACUUUCCAAAGAUCCGGCUUGACCGAUAAUGAACGGAUAACUAGACCUGACACUGGAUUGCGUUUUAUUCCCGCUAUUCUCUCAGUUCCGCUUCUUGCAACGCCAAGUGAACAGUUACAGAUUAUUCGACAGGGGAGUAAAACUCUCAUAUGCAUCUUGUUUACAAAAACUGAAUAUCAAUUUUCUCCUCGAACGCGUCUUCCUGAACUUUCCUGGAUAUUUAUUGACUGUUGCUCAAUUCCAAGCAAAUGCGACUCUACGAACUCUGCAACAGACUUCACUUCUCUGGGCGAAUUCCACACAGCUCUACGCAUGCUGAUACCAACCGUCAAACCUCGGCCAGAAACUGGGGCCAACAAGGAUAUGUUAGUUCUCCGGAUCGCGAUAGGCUUAAUUGCUUGUUGUGUUCCAGUCGCUAUCAUUUUUGGAUUCAUCCUCGGCCGGCGAAACUACAAGCCCCAACGUGCCGUCCCUAAUAAUCGAACAUCACAUCAUUUGGACGGAUGUGUCACGUGCAGAACACGGGCCGAACGAACGCAUGCCCUGAUUGGUCAGAAUGCCAGCCAAUCGGAAACCAUUGUUCUCAACCAACAUUCACGGACCGGUGGCCUGGCAGCUGCAUUAUUGCAGAUCUCUGGGGAGUUUAAAAUGCAACGAAACGACUCAAUAUCGGACCCUGACCGCUGCGAAACUGUGAAUCCCUUCUCCAAUAUCCCGGGAUAA